Pectinophora gossypiella (pink bollworm) is the source of this 2141-nucleotide messenger RNA. RefSeq lists its product as uncharacterized. The transcript has 20 exons. Lineage: Eukaryota; Metazoa; Arthropoda; Insecta; Lepidoptera; Gelechiidae. The record is from RefSeq and is a predicted model, not a curated record. The coding region runs from base 103 to 2016 and encodes 637 amino acids.
UCUGCUAGUAUGAGUGACAUAUUUAAGUAAAAUUAUAAACAAUUUAAAUAAAUUACUUAAUGAAAAAAAGUGAAAAGGAUUAGUCUCUAUAAAAUCAGAAAUAUGGUGUUAAGAGUGUUACCAUGGUGUUUUUGUUUGAUAUAUAUUAUUUCAGCGCAAGAGUCAACCGUAAAACAGUUACAAUUAAAUGUGUACCAAAAUGAAAAAUGCGUUCCAAAUGUCCCUGAACUUAUUGUCGCCGAAGGAAACACAAUCAACUUGACAGUUGCUGGACAAUUCGACUUCUUAAAUUGGGCCGAGUGUUCAUCUCAACGACUUAAAACACGAUUUCUUGGUAAAAGCGAAUUUCACCAGCCAAAUAAGUCUCAGGGAAAUCGAACAGCAUACGCCACGCUAAAAUCUAACAAGAAACACCACGGUAAAUGGAACUGUACUUUUUUGGUACGGAGAGGGCAAAACUGGCCAGGAGAUAAAUAUUUGUACAAAGGAGAAAAUUAUACCAAAAUCGUAUGUUUAGCUGAUGUGACAGUCACAGAAUCAGAUGUACCACCAAUAGAUCAAAAAACCUUAUACUAUAUCAUUGGCGGAGUAGUAGCAGUCGUUAUAUUAAUCAUAAUCAUUGCGCAAACGGCUAUUAUUCUCCAUUUCAAGGCUAAGGCGAACGCGGCUAAAUUGGCAGCAUUGCCCCACCUCCAGCGUCUUUCAUCCAACAGAGAUGAUUCAACUCGGUAUAGCGUCAUGCCUGGAGAACGGAAAAAAUCACAGAAAAGGGAAGCGAGUGGGAUCUAUCAGAGCUUGGAAAAUCUGCGCACAGCUGCCGGCAUUCCUCCCCCAUCGCCAUCACCGAAUGUGAAAGACAGACCUCCGAUGCCUCUGCCGGCGGAUGAUGACGAGGAACACAUUUAUGAUGUUUUACUGUUUUCAGAUGGGGAAACUCUUCAGAGAAUCUUCACCCCAGUGCCUCCACCGGUCGCUACUUUACCUAAAAAAGACAAGAAGAAAGGAAAGCCGUCUGCCCAUACUCCGAAGCCAGCAUCCAAGCCACAUCAACAAGCUCCAGGUCUAAUACCAAUGGAGGAUUACGACUACCCAGACAUUGACACAGUAGAGUUAUUGAAAUCACAAGAUAUGCAUCAUCAAAAGAGCAACCCUGUCUCGAUUCCUCCAAAACCGGAGAAACCAAAGGCUGGUAAGCCUCCCAAGUCAACGCCGGCGCCGAUACAACCAGCACAGAAACCAGCACCAAACACGGGUGGAGUUCUGCUAAAUGAAUUGAAAAACAACCUUCUAAGAAAAAGAAUGUCAAAUCAAGUACCAACGCGCCCUCAUACAAAGGAAUCAACCCAAACCAUGCGUCCCGUGCCUCAACCGACAACAGAAAUGACCAAUGUACGAGGAAAACCACUAACAAAGAUACGCCCGCAAGCAACACACACUGAGGAAACAAACCCUCAGAAACUCAAACCGAGAAUCAACCCAGAGAAUAUAAACCCUCAGAAACUCGUGCCACAGAACUUAGGGCGAUUCCAACAAAAUACUGCUCCACAAGAAGUACCGAAUGUGCGGCGUCCUUCUGAGCCGACUCCUCAGCAACCUUGGACCCAGAGACGUGAUCCACAUAUUCCUCAGGAAACAACCGCCCAGAAGGGUUGGGGCCAGAAGCCAAUUCCGGGGAUGAGACCUCAAGAUCCAUCGACUGCAACCAGAUCGCCACCUGUGUCCAGGGUUCAACCGAUGGUUCAGAAACCAGCUACACCAGCAAAGCCGAAACCUGCUUUUAACCCUGCGAAACCGCCUCCUCCCGAGCCUACGCCACAAGAUGGUUUUAACCAUAAAAAACCUCCUCCUCCUGAGCCUACGCCACAAGCUGCAUUUAAAACUCUCAAGAGACCACCAGCUCCUGAACCUAUACCACAAGAAAGUGAACUGUAUGAGGCCGUGGCUCCGGACUAUUCUGACUCAGACGAGGAGUGGCAGUACGAGGCAUUGCCAAACUAUAACAUCUACAGCAUGUAGAGCAUCACGCCAUGCGCCUUGCAGGGAGGACAGAGAAGAUAUAUACCACGCCAAAACUAAGUUUAAUUUGUAAUAACAGUCGCCUAAUUUUCUUAUUCGUGGAUACUUGCAUUUACAGUUUAGAA